AUGUCCGAUGUGCCGUGUACUGUGCGUCUCAACGUCGAUGAAGAGAAAGUAGUAGAUGUCUCGGAAAAGCCAUAUGUCAACAAGGUCAGAACUUCUUCGGAAGGAGCGUUUGACUUGACGAUUCGCAAACCGAAUGUUGCCAUAACGACCAUAACGGACAACUGCAAGCAACUGAUGGAAAUGGAGCCGAAAAAUAUGUGGGCUCGCUAUAUGUACACCUUAUGCCUAAUGGAAACUCGCCCAGCGGAGUGUCAUACAGAGAUUUUGGAAAAUUUAGGGAAAUUGGCCACUGAACUUGAUGAGAAAAGAAAAGAGAUAUACAAGAAAUUGGCUUCCCGUCAAAUAUUGAACCGAAUUCUUCGAGAAGAAGUUGACGGUUGUCCACUUCUUGAGCUGCUUAUGGAUGGCAAGCAGAGUGAUCUGGCAAUUCGAAAUGCUCAAAUAUCGAGCUUGGAUGGAGUGGAACUUCUGGCAGGUUUGGUAACCCAUCUGGAUGUCAGCGGCAAUCAGCUGUCAAGUCUCGAUGAAGUGUUAUUGCCAAAUCUUGAGUAUCUCACAGCCAACGAAAAUCCCAUCAAGAGACUAUCCGCCACUUCCACUUUGUGCAACCUGAAAUUCCUUUCGCUAGGCGCUUGUCAGCUGGAUGAAGCAGAAUGUGUUUUGCCUGCUCUGAGGGGCAUGUGUUCGUUGGAAAGAUUCCUCUACUGCGAGAAUCCUCUAGUCGAAAAGACUAAGGAAUUGCAAGAGGAACUGCCAUCAAUUAGGUUGAUCCCUUACUAUCUGUGA
Molecule: messenger RNA, 786 nt
Organism: Cooperia oncophora
Lineage: Eukaryota; Metazoa; Nematoda; Chromadorea; Rhabditida; Trichostrongylidae
Source: the annotation of a GenBank genome assembly